AAUAAAAUUUCUCUUUAAUUAUUACUCUUUACUGAUAUAUUAUUAUCUGUUUGUUUUAAUCCAUUCAUUCAUUCCUUAAUUAGUCAUUCAUUUAGUUCUUACCAACUAUAGUCAUUCGUUAUAUUAUUGAUUAAUUCAAACAAAAGUAAAAUAUAAAAUAAAAUAAAAUAAAAUGUUACCAAUUAAAACACUCAUUUCUUCUGUUCUUUUAAUUUCCCAAGCUUAUGCUGCCCUUGAUAUUAAUGCUUCUAAUAAUGUUGCUGCUUAUUGGGGUCAAAAUGGUGCUGGUGGUCAAGAAAGAUUAAGUACUUACUGUGCUGAAACUGAUCUUGAUGUAGUUAUUUUAUCAUUUCUUAAUGAUUUCCCAGAUCCAUUAAAUGUUAACUUUGCUAAUCAAUGUGGUAAUACUUUUGAAAGUGGAUUAUUAAAUUGUGCUCAAAUUGGUGAAGAUAUUCAAACUUGUCAAAGUGAAGGUAAAACCGUCUUAUUAUCUUUAGGUGGUCAAUAUGGUACUUAUGGUUUUACUUCUGACCAACAAGCUCAAGAUUUCGCCACCACUUUAUGGAAUAAAUUUGGUGCUGGUUCUGAUCCAGAAAGACCUUUCGGUGAUGCUAUUGUUGAUGGUUUCGAUUUCGAUAUCGAACAAGGUUCUUCCACCGGUUACACUGCUUUAGCUCAAUCUUUAAGAACUUUAUAUGCUUCUGAUGAUUCUAAAACUUAUUACUUAUCUGCUUCUCCUCAAUGUCCUUUCCCAGAUCAAUAUGUUGGUGAUGCUUUAUCUUCUGCUGAUUUUGACUUCGCUUUCAUUCAAUUCUACAACAACAACUGUGCCGUUGGUUCUAACUUUAACUUCGACACUUGGAAUUCAUAUGCCCCAACCUCAGGUAAUCCAAACUUGAAAUUAUUUGUUGGUAUUGAAGCUCAACAACAAAAUAUUGCUGAUGUUCAAGCUGCUAUUGCUCAAAUUCAAUGUGAUUCUACUUUUGCAGGUAUCUCCAUCUGGGAUGCUUCUGGAGCUUGGUUAAAUGUUGAUGCUAAUGGUGAUAAUCUCGUUGUUCAAGCUAAGAACCUCUUAAACGAUGAACAAUGUCCUUCUCCAUCCUCUUCUGCUGCUCCAUCCGUUGUUGCCUCUUCUUCUUUCUAUGGUAACUCUUCUGUUUCCACUGUCACUUACAGCGAUAUUUCUACAACUGUUGUCACUAUAACUAGUUGUUCCGAUCAUGUAUGUACUAAAAAGCCUGUUGUUACUGGUUAUGUCGUUAUUACUGAUGUUAACACUAUCUACACCACUUAUUGUCCAUUAUCUGGUGAAGAAACUCCAACUUCUGAAGCUGCUGUUCCAUCUAGUUCUGAAGUUGCUAUUCCAACCAGUUCCGAAGCUCCAGUUGUUGUUGCUACCAAGAUUUCUUCUGGUGUUCCAUCUGUAGCCGUUGAAACUUCUAGUGCUCCAGUUGUUACUGUUGUUCCAGUUGUUUCUACUUUUACUUCAGGUGAUAUUACCUCUUAUGUUACUCUUAACAUCUAUUCUACUCUUUAUGCUGGUAAUGGUACCACUCCAGAAGUUCCAGUUUAUGAAGGUGCAGCUGCUGCUACCUCUUUCGCUCUUGCUUGGGCUCUUGCUCUUCCAUUAGCCAUUGUCGCUUUGCUUUAGAGCUGUUAUGUAAAUUUAUAAUUUCCUAACUAAAAAAAAGUUUUAAUAAGAUACCUUUUAUAUGUUCAAUAAAAUACAAGUCGUUACCUUGUAA
This is a messenger RNA of Scheffersomyces amazonensis, 1745 nucleotides long. It is a transcript of the gene CHT2, whose product is annotated as GPI-linked chitinase CHT2. The transcript has a single exon. Gene Ontology annotation, cellular component: extracellular region. Gene Ontology annotation, molecular function: chitinase activity. Gene Ontology annotation, biological process: carbohydrate metabolic process. The coding region runs from base 173 to 1651 and encodes 492 amino acids. NCBI's taxonomy places the organism in Eukaryota, Fungi, Ascomycota, Pichiomycetes, Serinales, Debaryomycetaceae. The record is from RefSeq and is a predicted model, not a curated record.